CUUGUCAAUGUGCUGAUUUCUAUACUUGUUUGUUAUUUAUUACAUUAAAACAGUUAAAUACGGGUUUUAUAAUAAGAAAGCAUUUACAUAAAACUUUAGACAUUCCAGCGAAUUUCGUUACGACCGCUGUUGGUAUUGUCUCGAGACGAUUGAUAGUACUCGUACAGCCGGACAAGUUGUCUUCUGAGAUUGGAGUUGAUUGAAUUAGUGAUGGAGGCGAUGGAUAUUCAAGCCGUGGAGUCGAAGUUGAGCGACGUCACUGUGACCGCUAUACCUAUGAGCAGCAAAAACGUUCACAAGGAAUUGGCACACGGUGGAAACAGCCACGCAACUAUAUCCACCGUCCCGGCGUCGUCGCCCUCCUCAAACGGGAAGGAUAAAGAUAAUGGUACCACUAAUAUGUUUAUUUUAGCGUCCAUGGCGGUAACAUGGAAUAAUAAACUGAAGUGGAACACUGGAUACAAUGCAGACUCGGUCGAGUGGUGCCCUAUUGAGGGAUAUCGCAAUGUACUAGUCUGCGGCACGUAUCAACUUGAGAAAAAGGAAGAAGAUCAAGAGUGUUCAGAACAAACGCGACUUGGUAGAAUAUACCUAUUCAUUAUAGAUAAGAAUACCACAGAACUAUCACCGAUACAAACUGUGAAUACAUCUGGAAUAUUAGAUCAGAAAUGGUGCUAUCAGAUGGUACAGGAUCAUCCAGUUCUGGCUGUGGUUACCUCGCAAGGAUUUAUCCAACUCUAUCACCUACUUAAGGAAAACAACACAAUAAGUUUGAAAUUAUGGACGGAUUUAAGUCUGAGUGAAAAUACUAUAGCUUUAUCAGUCGAUUGGUCGACAAACAGAAUACCUUCGGAGGAACCUUUAUUAGUUGUGAGUGAUUCGCAUGGAGCAAUUACCGCUUUAAAAGUUACAGCAAAUGGUUUACAGAGUAUUGGAGCGUGGAAGGGUCAUGAUUUUGAAGCGUGGAUAACCGCUUUCAAUUACUGGAGUGCGGACACGUUUUAUUCAGGUGGUGAUGACUGCAUUUUCAAAGUAUACGAUAUGAGAAUGCCUGAUAAUGCGAUCGCUCUUAACAGGCGACAUGAGGCCGGCGUCACAUCUAUCAGAAGCCACGUCGAGGUGGAACACCAGUUAUUGACUGGCAGUUACGAUGAAAAAGUGCGUCUAUGGGACGCAAGGAAUCUUAAACAAUGUGUCACUGAGACUGACGUGAAUGGAGGUGUUUGGCGCCUAAAAUUCCAUCCAUACAAACCAACGUCGAUCCUAGCUGCAUGUAUGUAUGGGGGAUUCCGGAUAUUGCUACUCGAAGAGCAAGCAAUAACAGUUGUUUGCGAGUAUCUUGGACAUGAUAGCAUCGCGUACGGUGCAGAUUGGCAGUAUAGUGAAGAUUCCUUGGUUGCAACUUGUUCGUUUUACGACUGUAAAUUACAUAUUGGAGAAAUUAUAUUUGAUUAAAGGCUUA
This is a messenger RNA of Achroia grisella, 1462 nucleotides long. Its product is annotated as diphthine methyltransferase. Gene Ontology annotation, molecular function: protein binding. The record is from RefSeq and is a predicted model, not a curated record. The transcript is spliced from 6 exons. Lineage: Eukaryota; Metazoa; Arthropoda; Insecta; Lepidoptera; Pyralidae. Bases 211 to 1455 code for a protein of 414 amino acids.